Molecule: messenger RNA, 10156 nt
Organism: Sphaeramia orbicularis (orbiculate cardinalfish)
Lineage: Eukaryota; Metazoa; Chordata; Actinopteri; Kurtiformes; Apogonidae
Gene: cacna1ab
Product: calcium channel, voltage-dependent, P/Q type, alpha 1A subunit, b
Biological process (GO): calcium ion import across plasma membrane; chemical synaptic transmission
Cellular component (GO): neuronal cell body; membrane; voltage-gated calcium channel complex
Molecular function (GO): high voltage-gated calcium channel activity
Source: RefSeq, a predicted model, not a curated record
CGUCCGCCGGGGCCGGGACCGGGACCGGGACAGCAGCAUCCGCAGCCGGUGGGCGGCUCUGGAGUCCCCGGAGCCCGCAGGAGUAGCAGCCGGCGCACGGCUCCGCACCUGACGGACAGCUCCAUGCUGUCCCCCUUCUACCAGGACCAUGGUGGUUCGGCAGUGUGGCCCCAGACCUCCUCCUGCUCCUCCUCCUCUCAGGGCCUCCACCGCCCUCUGCGCUGCCACCCUCCCCCCAUCAGCGGGAGCAGCCUGGACCCCCACCCCACCUACUACCACGCCGUCUACGACGUCCGGGUGGAGCGGUACCAAGAAGUGCCCUUCAUCGAUGGAGGCGGCAGCUACAGCGUCCGCUCCGGCCGGGGGUCCCUGGAUAACGGCAGCACCGACCCCACGGUCCCGCUUAUCCGCCGGAGGGGAGGACUGGUGGACCACCGGGAUGUCAUCUUGGCCCAUCAAGCCCACAAGCUGCACAACACACCCCAGGCCAGGAGGAAACAAUGGGAAAUGGCGCGUUUUGGAGACGAGCUACCCAACAGGUAUGGAGGAGGAGGAGGAGGUGGUGGUGGCGGUGGCGGGGGUGCCGGCGGACAAGGGGGCCCCGGCCGCGGCGGCAGCAGGCAAGGGGGGCCCCCUGGAGCGCAGCGGAUGUACAAGCAGUCGAUGGCCCAGAGAGCCCGGACCAUGGCCCUGUACAACCCCAUACCCGUCCGGCAGAGCUGCCUAACGGUCAACCGCUCCCUCUUCCUCUUCAGUGAAGACAACGUGGUGAGGAAGUACGCCAAAAAGAUCACCGAAUGGCCUCCGUUUGAGUGGAUGAUCCUCACCACCAUCAUUGCUAACUGCAUCGUCCUGGCUCUGGAGCAGCACCUUCCAGAUGGAGACAAGACGCCUCUGUCCGAACGACUGGAGGACACAGAGCCCUACUUCAUAGCCAUCUUCUGUUUUGAGUCGGGGAUAAAGAUCCUGGCUCUGGGUUUUGCCUUACAUAAGGGCUCGUAUUUGAGGAACGGCUGGAACGUCAUGGACUUUGUGGUGGUGCUCACCGGUAUUUUGUCGUCGGUGGGCUCUCAGCUCGACCUGAGGACCCUUCGAGCCGUCAGAGUGCUGCGACCGUUGAAACUGGUGUCUGGGAUUCCCAGCCUGCAGGUGGUGCUCAAGUCCAUCAUGAAGGCUAUGAUCCCCCUGCUGCAGAUCGGCCUGCUGUUGUUUGUAGCCAUCCUCAUGUUCGCCAUCAUCGGCCUGGAGUUCUACAUGGGAAAGUUCCAUACCACCUGCUACGACGACGUCACAAAUGAGAUCGUAGAUGAGGUGCCCUGCGGUAAAGAGCUGCCGUCCCGCUUGUGUCUUAACGGUACGUCAUGUAAAGGCGGCUGGCUCGGACCCAACUACGGCAUCACCCAGUUCGACAACAUCCUGUUCGCCGUGCUCACUGUCUUCCAGUGCAUCACCAUGGAGGGAUGGACCGACAUGCUCUACUUUAGUAAUGAUGUGGAGGGCAGUGCCUGGAACUGGAUGUACUACAUCCCCCUCAUCAUCAUCGGCUCCUUCUUCAUGCUCAACCUGGUGCUGGGGGUCCUCUCAGGUGAAUUUGCCAAAGAGAGAGAGCGAGUGGAGAACAGGAGCGAGUUCCUCAAACUGAGGCGACAGCAGCAGAUUGAACGAGAACUCAACGGAUAUCUGGAGUGGAUCUGCAAAGCAGAGGAGGUGAUUCUUGCUGAGGAAGACGCCACAGGAAAUUUCGAUGGUUCGAGGCGAAGACCGACCAUCAAAACCAAAAACAACAAGACGGAGCUGCUGAACACCGAGGAAGGAGAGGACAACAUGGGAGACGCAGUAGGUUUUGCCCGUUCCAGUAUAAAGAGCGGAAAGGAAGGUUCCAACUACAGUAAGAAGGAACGACGCAUGCGAUUUUUCAUCCGAAAGAUCGUAAAGACGCAGGCUUUCUACUGGACGGUUCUGUGCCUGGUGGGCCUCAACACCAUGUGUGUGGCGGCGGUGCAUUACGACCAGCCUGAGCUGCUCUCCGAUUUUCUUUUCUAUGCAGAGUUUAUUUUCCUGGGUUUAUUCAUGUCGGAGAUGCUGAUUAAGAUGUAUGGUCUGGGUAUUCAGCCCUACUUCCACUCCUCGUUCAACUGCUUCGACUGCGUGGUAAUCGUGGGCAGUAUCUUUGAGGUGGUGUGGGCUACCAUUAAACCAGGCACAUCCUUUGGCAUCAGUGUGCUCCGAGCUCUGCGACUGCUCCGAAUAUUUAAAGUUACCAAAUACUGGGCUCCUCUUCGGAACCUGGUGGUUUCUCUGCUGAACUCCAUGAAGUCCAUCGUCAGUUUGCUCUUCCUCCUCUUCCUCUUCAUUGUGGUCUUUGCCUUAUUGGGCAUGCAGUUGUUUGGAGGACAAUUCAACUUUGAAAAUGGAACUCCGCCAACCAACUUUGACACUUUUGCAGCUGCCAUAAUGACAGUGUUUCAGAUCCUGACCGGAGAGGACUGGAACAUGGUGAUGUACGACGGCAUCGAGUCCCAGGGAGGAGUGAACGACAAAGGAAUGGUCUUCUCCAUUUUCUUCAUUGUGCUCACACUCUUUGGCAACUACACCCUGCUGAACGUCUUCUUGGCUAUCGCUGUUGACAAUCUGGCCAACGCCCAGGAGCUCACAAAGGACGAGGAGGAACAGGAGGAGGCAGCCAAUCAGAAGACAGCUCUGCAAAAGGCCAAGGAGGUGGCAGAGGUUAGCCCGCUGUCUGCAGCCAACCUGUCCAUCGCUGCGAAGGAGCAGCAGAAGAACCACACCAAGGGCAACAAGUCCGUCUGGGAACAGAGAACCAGCGAGAUCCGCAGACAGAACCUGAUGACGAGCCGCGAGGCGCUCUACAAUGAGAUGGAGCAGGACGACUGGAAGGUGGGAGGGGAGGGCGAGGAGGUGUCCUAUCCACGGAAAGGACGUGGUGACAUGAAAACCCACUUGGACCGGCCCCUGGUGGUCAACCCCCAAGAUAACCGCAACAACAACACCAACAAAACCCAACCAGGAGAGCUUCCUCUGGACCAGGAGUACCGGCGCCAGGACAUGGACCACCGCCGCCGCACCGCCCAUCACACCCACUACCACCACCACCACCACCACCACCCCCACCCCAAACCCAGCAGGCUCGAAGGCGGGGAGCCCGGACAGGUGGCGGAGACUCACCUGGAGCGCGGCUUCAGCUGUACGUCCCUGGGCAGCGCCGUGGGCCCACAGGGUGAAGACAGGCACGUCCACCGGAGCCACCGGGGCCACCGGCACCGGAACCGGGACGGCAGGGAGGCCCGGAGCGUGUCCCCCCACAGCGAAACCACCACGGAGCACAGGAGGUCCAGGCAGCACCGGAGAGCCAGGGAAGGAGGGGAGGAGGGCAGGAGACACCGGUCCAGGGGUACAGAGGGGGACGGGGACAAAGGAGAGGACGGGGAGGGACGGAAGACCAGACGGCAUCGUCAUGGCAACCAGGAGAGGAGCCGGGGACAUCGCAACAGAAAGGAGCACCACAGCGUGGGCCCCAGCCUGUCCACCACCAGACCCAUACAGCAGUACAACGAAGACCUGGACAACUUCCGCAACAACAGCAAACUGGCCAACGCCCACCAGAACCCCUACGCCCUCCCUCCGGACCACCCCGACCACCCCGACCACGUCAACAACCUACUGAACUGCCAGGACGCCGACACCCACACCCUGCUCCACAGCAUGGACAGCCUGAUCCUGACCAGCAUGGCCAAGCCCGAGUACACAGCCAUAGACAUGCCCCCCGUCUACCCCUACCCCUCCACCAACGCCAUCCUGCAAGUGAACAAGAACGCGAACACGGACCAGAAGAAGAGCGAGGAGAAAAAAGAGGAGGAGGAUGAGGGUGGAGAUGAAGACGGACCCAAGCCCAUGCCCCCCUACAGCUCCUGCUUCAUCAUGUCCACCACCAACCCGUUUCGGAAAUGCUGCCACUACAUCCUGACGCUGAAGUAUUUUGAGUUCAGCAUCCUGUCGGUCAUCGCUAUGAGCAGCAUCGCUCUGGCUGCAGAAGACCCCGUCUGGCCGGAGUCACCCCGAAACAAUGUUCUGCGUUAUUUCGACUAUGUUUUCACAGGCGUGUUCACCUUUGAAAUGUUGAUCAAGAUGGUCGUGCUGGGCUUGUUCCUCCACCAGGGCUCCUACUUCCGCGACUUAUGGAACAUUCUGGACUUUAUAGUGGUUAGUGGUGCUCUGGUGGCCUUCGCCUUCACGAGCAGCACCCGGGGGAGCAGCAAAGGAAAAGACAUCAGUACAAUCAAGUCCCUUCGAGUCCUGAGGGUUCUGCGUCCUCUGAAGACCAUCAAACGCCUCCCAAAGCUGAAGGCUGUCUUUGACUGUGUGGUCAACUCUCUGAAGAACGUGCUGAACAUCUUGAUCGUCUACAUGCUCUUCAUGUUCAUCUUUGCCGUGGUGGCUGUGCAACUUUUCAAGGGACGCUUCUUCUAUUGCACGGACGAAUCCAAAGAGUUUGAGCGCGACUGCAGGGGCGAGUACUUGGUGUACGAUAGGGAUGAGGUUAAAGCUCAGAAGCGGGAGUGGAAGAAGUACGAUUUCCACUACGACAACGUGGCUUGGGCCCUGCUCACCCUCUUCACGGUCUCCACUGGAGAGGGGUGGCCGCAGGUGUUAAAGCACUCAGUGGACUCCACCUAUGAGAAUCAGGGCCCGAGCCCAGGUUACAGGAUGGAAAUGUCCAUCUUUUACGUGGUGUACUUCGUUGUCUUCCCCUUCUUCUUCGUAAAUAUCUUUGUGGCUCUCAUCAUCAUCACCUUCCAGGAACAGGGGGAUAAAAUGAUGGAGGAUUACAGCUUAGAAAAGAACGAGAGAGCCUGUAUAGACUUCGCCAUCAACGCCAAGCCUCUGACUCGCCACAUGCCCAAAAACAAACUGAGCUUCCAGUAUCGGAUGUGGCAGUUCGUGGUUUCUCCGCCCUUCGAGUACAGCAUCAUGGCUCUGAUUGCGCUCAACACCAUCGUCCUCAUGAUGAAGUUUGACGGUGCAUCAACAACAUAUGAUGACGUCCUCAAGUACCUCAACAUUGUGUUUACAACCUUCUUCUUCAUGGAAUCAGUCCUCAAGAUUAUCGCUUUUGGCCCUCUGAAUUUCUUCAGAGACGCCUGGAACAUCUUUGACUUUGUGUCUGUCCUCGGUAGCAUCACGGACAUUUUAGUGACAGAGUUAGGGAAUAAUUUCAUCAAUUUGAGCUUCCUGAGGCUGUUCAGAGCAGCCCGACUCAUCAAACUGCUCAGACAGGGAGAAACCAUUCGCAUCCUGCUGUGGACCUUCGUCCAGUCAUUCAAGGCUCUGCCGUAUGUAUGUCUGCUCAUCGCCAUGCUCUUCUUCAUCUACGCCAUCAUCGGCAUGCAGUUGUUUGGGAAUUUGAAACUGGAUGAGGAAGGAGAGUCAGCCAUCAACGAGCACAAUAACUUCAGAACCUUCAUCAUGGCCCUGAUGCUGCUGUUCAGGAGCGCUACAGGGGAGGCGUGGCAUGAGAUCAUGUUGGCGUGUCUGGGCGGUAAGGACUGCGACCCCAUCUCUGGAAACACAGACGCAGAGUGUGGCAGCACCUUCGCAUACACGUACUUCGUGUCCUUCAUCUUCCUCUGCUCUUUUUUGAUGCUGAAUCUGUUCGUGGCUGUCAUCAUGGAUAACUUUGAGUACUUAACCAGAGACUCUUCGAUCCUGGGGCCACAUCACCUGGACGAGUAUGUAAGGAUAUGGGCCGAGUACGACCCAGCUGCCUGCGGGCGCAUACAUUAUAAGGAUAUGUACAGUUUAUUGCGAGUUAUCUCCCCUCCCCUGGGCCUUGGCAAGAAAUGCCCACAUAGGGUGGCCUGCAAGAGGCUGCUCCGUAUGGAUCUGCCGGUCGCCGACGAUAACACGGUGCAUUUUAACUCCACCCUCAUGGCGCUGAUCAGGACGGCGUUGGACAUAAAGAUCGCCAAGGGCGGUGCAGACAAGCACCAGAUGGAUGCAGAGCUGAGAAAGGAGAUGAUGGCGAUUUGGCCUAACUUAUCCCAGAAGACCCUGGACCUGCUGGUGACUCCACACAAGGCAGCCACAGACUUGACGGUGGGCAAAAUCUACGCUGCCAUGAUGAUCAUGGAAUACUACCGCCAGAGCAAGACCAAAAAGCUGCAGGCGCUGCGAGAGGAACAGAACCGACCGCCAUUAAUGUUUCAGCGCAUGGCGCCGCCCUCCGAGGGAGGGGGCACGGACGGCCAGGGGGGGCAGGGCCAGAACGGCCUUCCCAGCAUGCGAAACAUCAACAGCAUACCUCCUGAGGGCGGCAUGACUGAGAGCCAGUCGUGGGUGACAACCAAAGCCCAGGAAAUGUUCCAGAAGACGGGGAACUGGAGCCCGGACAGACCAUACCCCGAUGAUCUCCACGACAACCGACACAACCCCCAGACGGUAGAGAUGAGGGAGAUGGGGCGGGACGGGUACUCCGACACUGAGCCCUAUCAUCCAAUGGAUGGGCAUGGGCGGACCGUCUCCAUGCCCCGCCUCUCGACAGACAACCAAGCCGUCACAGACACCAGCCCCAUGCGUCGCUCCACCUCCAGCCUGGUCCACGGGCGUCCGGGCAGAAACGUCCGGCUGGAGGACUACUCUCUGGAGAGGGAGGUGUCCGAGGAGGGGAGACACGGCGGAGGACGGCGGCACCGGGACCGCAGUCACCGCACCUCCCAACGCUCGCUCACCAGAUACACCGACGUAGACACGGGUCUGGGCACAGACCUCAGCACCACCACUCAGUCGGGCGACCUGCCACCCAAAGAGCGGGAGCGGGACCGUGGCCGGACCAAGGACCGCCGCCACCAUCACCACCACCACCACCACCACAGCUCCAUGGACAAGGACCGCUACGGGCCCGACCGCCACGACUACCCCCACAGGCAUCCGCACGACCGCCACUGGUCCCGUUCGCCCAGCGAGGGGCCCGAUGGGCGGGGCCAGAGACAGGGCAGUAGUUCGGUGAGCGGCAGCCCGGUCCCCUCCACCUCGGGGACCAGCACUCCGCGGAGAGGCCGUCGUCAGCUGCCUCAGACCCCUGCUGUCCCCCGCCCGCACGUCACCUACUCCCCCGCCGUCCGCAAGCCCAGCUACGGCCCCCCCGGGCCCGGCCGCCUGCGCUCGCCCUCCCCCCGACACUUCUCUCCACCGGACCAUGACAGAGGCUACCACCACCGGCCCCCGUCGCGCCACGCCUCCCCCCACCACGGGGGCUCCUCGUCCAGGCACGGCUCACCACGGUCCCCCAGGCACCAGUCCCCGCGUUCGCCCCUCCACGGCUCGCCUCGGUCCCCCCAUCGGGGCCGUUGGAGCGGGCCCCCACCCGGGGACAGCCUGGAGGGCGACGGGCCCUUCUAUGAGCGUGACUACGAGUACGAGCGGCACCACGAGCCCCCCGCCUACGAGCAAAGCCUCUCUCAUGGCAACCCGCACCCGCAUGGGGGGAAUCCUCACCCGCACCCGCGCUCACCAAGGACUGCCCGCCACGGACCCCCUCAGCCCCCUCACCCGCAUCCACGUAGGGUGCCCAAUGGCUACCGCUCAUCCUCACCUUCCCCACAUCGGCGGGGACCGCCCGGGGGGCCUCCCCACCCGCACCACCGCCCCCCUCAUGCCCGAGGGCCUCGCAAGGGCCUGCACGAACCUUAUAGCGAGACGGACGAGGACGACUGGUGCUAGCGACCACAGGGAAAAGGGCAGGAGAGGAGAACAGCCGCCUCCGGUGCUCUGGCCUGGAACAUGUAGACUUUAAGAGUUGGUCGAGCAGAUGCUUUGGGGGGGGGGGGGGGGGGGUGUCAAUGUCCUCCUCUGCCUCUUCCUUCACCCCUUGGACUCUUAAUGAGGUAAAGGGGCGGGGGAGAGGGAGGUGACGGUGCUGCAAAAAAGCCUUUUACAUGUUUUUUUGUUUGACUCAAAUCGGCAACAGAGCAGCACAUGGUUACGACGAAACGAAAAAGACAGCGAAGACCGCUACGCACGAGGCCCGGGCAAGGUUUAGCACCUCCUCCCUCAGUCUCAGAACUCCACUUCCCAGAGUUCUGUGCUUGACCUCCGAGGCCAGGCCUCAGAGGUGGGAGUGGAGGGAACAGCACGGCACCGACGAUCGCAGCCUCAGAGUUCUUCUUCUCUGUGAGACUAUUCGGUGAUCGGUGAGUUGUGACCGGUCUGCUUCUGAAAAAGCCUGAAAAACGAGCCGGAACUCAGAGUCUGCUGCUUUGACUCUGCUCCUUGAACAGAAACCUUAAAGAAAAAUAAAUUAAUAAAAGCCAGGACCCCCCCUUAACCCUUACAUGCCAAGCUAUGCCUCCAGAAAAUCAAACUUGAACAAUGAAGAACAAAAAUGAAAACUUUACACGAUGAACAAUGAAAAGAAAAAAAAAAGGGAGAACAACCACUUUAUCUUUAAUCUUUUCCUUUCCAAAGGGACAGAACCAGGAAGCUCCGCCUAUACUGCAAAAACCAGCCAAUCACAGCGCUGGCUGAUAUUCGAUGAGUUUUAUCAUCUCUGUUUACUGUUAAAAGACUCAUAUAAUGCUGACGGUUGAACUGCUGUGACAUCACUUCCUGUCUGGUGGCAGUGGUGAAAGGAGGUGGGGUCAUGGCGACAGCCCACUGGGCGGGUCGGGCAGGGGAGUGGGCUCCGGUAAUUAGAGAAGGGAGUCGGACACUUCGUCGAACCCCUUCCUCCUCGGUUACCGGCGCAAGUUGUGAAAGAUGACCCGACAGGAAAUGACAUCACAUGGUCGAAUGGGGCGGAGGAGAGGAAAAGAGGGAUGGGGGAAAAGACUAAUUUCUUCAGUAUUUCUUCUAUCGAUUACUUCUCCUUCUUGUUCUUCUUCGGACAUUGGAGCUUGGUUCUUCUGUUGCAUUCGCUCAGCCUCCUUUGAUCUUUUUCGGAGUCCAAAAUUUGAUGGAAACCUGCAUGACUGAUUAAAUACAUACUAGAGAGGAAAUCUUACCGGUGUGGGUGGGACCUAGGGGCUUUAUAGGAAACUUUACAUUUAGGUUUACAAAGAAGUUCCCUUUUCUCUGACUCUCUCUCUCUCGGAUCUCAAGGUUUAGAAGUUUGCUUUUUACCGAGACACUUCGGUGGUCGGUCGGCCAUUUUGUUCAGUUUCCGCCGACUGAGUUUCAACAACAUCCGAAGACAGGAAACGCCGCAGGAUCACGUCGAAGUUUCCUGAGAACAAAGAGAGAGAAAGAGCAGCGAGAAGCGAACCUUUUUUCCACACUUCGUUUAUUAUUGUUAAUGAUGAUAGUCUUAUGAAUAAUGAUAUCAAUGUCAAUGCAAAAUGAUGAUGACAAUGAUGAUGAUCGAUUGAUUGAUUGAUUGAUAGAACUGUUGCUGUAGAUUUGUUGUCAUGUUAUUCGGAGUUCAAGUAUGCUAUGUCCAUCUUGUUUACAUCCGUUACGUUUUUAUCCCCCCCUCCCCCCCCCCCCCCCCCCCCUUCCAACGACGUUUACCGGGUUCCUGAUGCCUUUCUUGCGAUGUUUCAGGGCAACGACGGCACAACGGGAACAUUCACCAAUAACAGCGUUGCGUGUUAUAACGCAACUCUUAAAGAUACGCUCUCUUCGGAACGAUGGAGGUGGAGGUCAGGGUUGAGAUUCCGAAACCUGACCGAACAUGACGAUUUCUGGGAUCAGUACUCUUUUGUCGAAGCCAACCCAAAGAUCAAGAAUUCACACUCAGAGUGAAAGGGUAGAGGAAAUCACCGAGAACCGUGGAAGAGUUUGUCUUGCAUUUUUACACUGCGAUAGAUCUCGAAACAAGCCAGACUGAGACACAAAAAAAAAAAAAAAAAAAAAAACCAAGGUUGAAUUCUUCCACUCGCAGCCAAAAAAUAAUUGACGAAUCUCAAUCGUUCCCCUCUGUCUGGCUCUGUACUUUUGUCGCCAGCGGUGACGGCACAGUUAUUGGCGAUACAGUGUUGGUGUCAGUCAGUAUUAGGUGGUGGUGUUCUUUUUUUUUGGCCACCAGAGGGCAAUUAUCAGCACACAUUCUCCGUCAUGCCUUCCCCCCUUCUUGAGGACAGCCUCCAGGCUACAUCUCGGUAGAAUCUCCUCUCAAACACCUUGGCUUAUUUAUCUUUGGAAG